ACACAUUAAAACAAUAAAAACUAGAAAAAAAAAGUAAAUAUAUAAAGUUUCGGGAAGUUUACGUAUUGAUCACAAUGCAAUCUAAAAAACGCGAGACAGACGAAAAGCAACUGCGCAAGAAAAGUUUUCGAUUGCGCUUUAAGAAAUUGGUGUUAACUGUGAUGCUGAAUCAGCAAUGGAUGGAUGAACCCGAGGAGCAGGGCAUCGUAAUGAAUGCUAAGAAGAAUGUUGCCUUUCUCAUCAGGCAGAAGCGCAAGACCGGUGUUCUGACAGUUGCGGAAAUUUUUUUUUUUUUUACUCCCCAUGCGAACCGCACUGUAGAGGAGCGUAAGAAACUCUGCCUAAUUGUAGCUGCUCUGCCGUGCUUCUCAACUUUUCCUCCAAAAUUACGAGUCCGGCUAAUACCGUAUUUAAAGUUCGCCAACUAUGGAGAAGAUCGAAUGUUAAUACGACAAAAUGAUAUACCGAUUACAGUUUAUUUCAUGAUAUCUGGCGAGGUUGAAAUGAGGAAAAACAUCUACGAUAAGGUGGGUUUUCAGGUUGUGCGAGCAUGCGCCUAUUGCCAGCUGGAGGAGUACGAUCCACUGCACUCGAUCUACUCGGAGGACAGGGGAGCUGUCAGCUGUGUUCACUUCAUAUUGAGCGGCGAAUGCGUUGUCUUACAGUGCCUCAAAGUGAUCCGAGUCAUCAAACCGGAUGGCACAAGAACGUAUGAAUUGGUCGCUGUUAAGGAGAAGGAACAGGAUAUUUUUGUCAAUCCAACAAAAUCGGCCCGAUCAUUCAAUAGCUCAUUCCUCGACGAAGCCCAAAGGAAGGAUAAACAUUUAUCUGAAUCGGAGUUCAAUCUCGCUGAUCUACUGGCAUCGUCAUCGGACCUCAACGACGAGGAGUCUAGAGCGCAAAGAAAAGCGAAGCGUAAAACGGGUCUGCGAGAAAUUGAAAUCGCUUGUGGACUUGCCACUGGCACCUCAGUGAAUUCAAGUAAAAAGAAGUUACGCGGCUCCACCAGGCGAAUAACAACAAUGAAAUUUAAGCAUUCAUUGAGUAAUAUUUGGAAAGUGGAUUUCGAGGACGACGAAGAGGAUAUGGUUGUCUUUAUUGAAGAGGAUGAUGAUAAUUCACUCAAAGACGAAAGCGAAAACCAAAAGAAAAGCGAUCCUACUUCCAUCCUUCCGAAUAGCUCAACAACAAAAUUAUCCAAAACAUCCAUAAUACAAGAUAAACAGCCAUCGAGCGAGGUGGAACUCGCCACGACCGUAAUCGGUCCCAAGCUGAGCAGGAUCAAGAACGUAACUGUUGUUGGUGCAGAUGGAGCCAUUGCAGAUGCAUCGGCUUCAAACGAUUCAGACGAUAGCUCAAGCUCGCUGCUGGGCUUUCAUAUCCGCCAUGAGAAGAAGAGUUUAGCAAAUCUGCCCACAGAGACGCAUUUCAUAGACGUCGGCUCCUUGACCUAUGGCGGUAUCUUUGGCCUGGGCGAAAAAAUCACCCAUCGUGUCAUAAUGGCUCGCACCGUGGUGCAAUGUCUGCUAUUGCCUCGCUAUUGGCUCAUGGCCGCGGAACAGAAUCCGGGCCAUAUCUGGAUGCGACGCAGAUUCUCGCUGGAAACGAAUAUACCGUCGCGCGAGGAUCUGUUCGAUCAUUUCCUGAAGACGCGCCGCUGGGAGAAAUUCAAGCGAGACUAUGUGCAGAGCACAUUGAUUGAGACUAACACUAAUGGUACACAUCCAGAAGAUAUACCCAUUAUCUGUCGCAUUGUUGAGACCACAGAUGAUAUUUAAUGCAAAUCGGAUGGACUUUGGCCAAUCAAAUUCUAUGUGUGUGUGCUCAGAAGACAGUUAUGUAAAUAUCAGAUAUUCAAAUUAGUGCAAAAUUAUGCAUAGCGCUCCAUUUUGGAGCACUAAGAAAUUGACGGUUCUAUGUGAA
This is a messenger RNA of Drosophila arizonae, 1923 nucleotides long. RefSeq lists its product as uncharacterized. The record is from RefSeq and is a predicted model, not a curated record. NCBI's taxonomy places the organism in Eukaryota, Metazoa, Arthropoda, Insecta, Diptera, Drosophilidae.